Messenger RNA from Sorex fumeus (smoky shrew), 3788 nucleotides. It is a transcript of the gene PDE2A, whose product is annotated as phosphodiesterase 2A. Gene Ontology annotation, cellular component: perinuclear region of cytoplasm; synaptic membrane; mitochondrial outer membrane. Gene Ontology annotation, biological process: positive regulation of gene expression; regulation of mitochondrion organization; negative regulation of receptor guanylyl cyclase signaling pathway. The transcript has 31 exons. The coding region runs from base 102 to 2924 and encodes 940 amino acids. NCBI's taxonomy places the organism in Eukaryota, Metazoa, Chordata, Mammalia, Eulipotyphla, Soricidae. Gene Ontology annotation, molecular function: 3',5'-cyclic-AMP phosphodiesterase activity; 3',5'-cGMP-stimulated cyclic-nucleotide phosphodiesterase activity; protein homodimerization activity. The record is from RefSeq and is a predicted model, not a curated record.
CCUGCGCCAGCCGGGCAAGGCACCCUGCCUGGAAUCCCCGGCGGGGUGCACGGGGCGAGGUGCCACCUUGCUCUGGCUGGGGAGGCAGACGAUGAAGAGUGAUGGGGCAGGCGUGCGGCCACUCCAUCCUCUGCAGGAGCCAGCAGUACCCAGCGGCACGGCCGGCUGAGCCGCGGGGCCAGCAGGUCUUCCUCAAGCCGGACGAGCCGCCGCCGCCGCCGCCGCAGCCAUGCGCCGACAGCUUGCAGGAUGCGCUACUGAACCUGGGCUCGGCCAUCGACGGGGCGGGCCUGCGACGCGCCAUCAAGGAGGCCCUCUCAGCUGUGCUGCCCAAAGUGGAAAUUGUCUACACCUACUUGCUGGACGGCCAGUCCCGGCUGGUGUGUGAGGACCCCCAACAUGAGCUGCCUCAGGAGGGGCAAAUCCGAGAGGCAGUGACCUCCAGGAAGAGGCUGACCUGCAAUGGACUGGUCAACUCGGACCGACUGGGGAAGCCCUUGGCUGAGCUGGGGGCUCCGCUGGCCCCUGACACCCAAGUGCUGGUCAUCCCGCUGCUGGACAAGGAGGCCGAGGCUGUGGCAGCUGUCAUCCUGGUGCACUGUGGCCAGCUGAGUGACAAUGAGGAGUGGAGCCUGCAGGCUGUGGAGAAGCAUACCCUGGUUGCCCUGCGGAGGGUGCAGACCCUGCAGCAGCGUGAGCGCUGCGCAGCCCAGAACCCCCCAGAGGUGGCGGAUGGCAGAGACCAGAAGGACAGCGUGGCCUACACCGACCAGGACCAAAAGAUUCUGCAGUUAUGCGGGGAACUCUACGACCUGGACGCCUCUUCCCUGCAGCUCAAAAUACUCCAAUACGUGCAGCAGGAGACCCAGGCCUCCCGCUGCUGCCUCCUGCUGGUGUCCGAGGACAAUCUCCAACUUUCCUGUAAGGUCACGGGAGAAAAAGUGCUGGAACAAGAGAUCAGCUUUCCGCUGACCACAGGACGCCUGGGCCAGGUGGUAGAAGACAAGCAGUCCAUCCGGCUGAAGGACCUCACCUCGGAGGAUGUGAAGCAGCUGCAAAGCAUGCUGGGCUGUGAGUUGCAGGCCAUGCUCUGCGUCCCUGUCAUCAGCCGGGCCACUGACCAGGUGGUAGCCUUGGCCUGCGCCUUCAACAAGCCGGAAGGAGCCUUGUUCACAGAGCAGGAGGAGCGCCUCAUCCAGCACUGCUUCCACUACACCAGCACGGUGCUCACCAACACCCUGGCCUUCCAGAAGGAGCAGAAGCUCAAGUGUGAGUGCCAGGCGCUUCUCCAAGUGGCAAAGAACCUCUUCACUCACCUGGAUGACGUCUCCGUCCUGCUCCAGGAGAUCAUCACAGAGGCCAGAAACCUCAGCAAAGCUGAGAUCUGCUCCGUGUUCCUGCUGGAUCAGAAUGAGCUGGUGGCCAAGGUGUUCGACGGGGGCGUGGUGGAUGACGAGACCUACGAAAUCCGCAUCCCCGCCGACCAGGGCAUCGCGGGUCACGUGGCGACCACCGGGCAGAUACUGAACAUCCCAGACGCCUAUGCACACCCGCUUUUCUACCGCGGUGUGGACGACAGCACCGGCUUUCGCACGCGAAACAUCCUCUGCUUUCCCAUCAAGAAUGAGAACCAGGAGGUCAUCGGUGUGGCCGAGCUGGUGAACAAGAUCAACGGACCAUGGUUCAGCAAGUUCGACGAGGACCUGGCCACCGCCUUCUCCAUCUACUGUGGCAUCAGCAUCGCCCAUUCCCUCCUGUACAAGAAAGUGAAUGAGGCCCAGUAUCGCAGCCACCUGGCCAAUGAGAUGAUGAUGUACCACAUGAAGGUGUCUGAUGAUGAGUACACCAAACUGCUUCACGACGGCAUCCAGCCUGUGUCUGCUAUUGACUCCAACUUUGCCAGUUUCACCUACACGCCGCGCUCUCUGCCUGAGGACGACACUUCCAUGGCCAUCCUGAGCAUGCUGCAGGACAUGAAUUUCAUCAAUAACUACAAAAUCGACUGCCCGACGCUGGCCCGGUUCUGUCUGAUGGUGAAGAAGGGCUACCGGGACCCGCCCUACCACAACUGGAUGCACGCCUUCUCUGUCUCCCACUUCUGUUACCUGCUCUACAAGAACCUGGAGCUCACCAACUACCUCGAGGACAUCGAGAUCUUUGCCUUGUUUGUUUCCUGCAUGUGUCACGACCUGGACCACAGAGGCACCAACAACUCCUUCCAGGUGGCCUCGAAAUCUGUGCUGGCUGCGCUCUACAGCUCCGAGGGCUCUGUGAUGGAGAGGCACCACUUCGCCCAGGCCAUCGCCAUCCUGAACACCCACGGGUGCAACAUCUUUGACCACUUCUCGCGGAAGGACUAUCAGCGCAUGCUGGACCUUAUGCGGGACAUCAUUCUGGCCACGGACCUGGCCCACCACCUGCGCAUCUUCAAGGACCUGCAGCGGAUGGCCGAAGUGGGCUACGACCGCACCAACAAGCAGCACCACCAACUGCUCCUCUGCCUCCUCAUGACCUCCUGUGACCUCUCGGACCAGACGAAGGGCUGGAAGACCACCCGCAAGAUCGCGGAGCUCAUCUACAAAGAGUUCUUCUCCCAGGGAGACCUGGAGAAGGCCAUGGGCAACCGGCCCAUGGAGAUGAUGGACCGGGAGAAGGCCUACAUCCCCGAGCUGCAGAUCAGCUUCAUGGAGCACAUUGCCAUGCCCAUCUACAAGCUGCUGCAGGACUUGUUCCCCAAGGCCGCCGAGCUGUAUGAGCGAGUGGCCUCCAACCGCGAGCACUGGACCAAGGUGUCGCACAAGUUCACCAUCCGCGGCCUCCCGAGCAACAACUCUCUGGACUUCCUGGACGAGGAGUAUGAGGUGCCCGGGCUGGACGGCUCCGGGGGCCCGGUCAAUGGCUGCUGCAGCCUGGAUGCUGAGUGAGGCCCGCCGAGUGCCCUAUCCCGCCCAGGCCUCGCCCACCAGGCCUGGCCGGAGGCCCUCCGGGGGCUCUGGAGCAGAACUCCCCGCGGGAGCCGGGCCAGCUGUCGUCCUGGGCCUCCUCUUUCUCGCCUGUGUAUUGGGAACAAGACUGAAGCCUCACCCGGACUUUGUCAUUUGUCCUCUGAGAGAGCGUGACAUCCUCCUCAGUCCCGCCCACUCCUGCAUACGUGUGACCUUCUCCUGGCUCCUUGGACAAGGACGGGGCCCUCUGAGCAUAUUGGGGGGGUCGGACUGCAGGGACACCCUCCCCAGGCACCCACCUGGGAGAGGAAGCAAGCUGGGCUCAGGUGGGCAGGCGUCACUGACUGUGGGGACCCCUCUUCCCGCCCGUGACCUGUCCCUCCCCCCACUCUGGGCAAGGCCAGAGGGGGACAGCCCAUUCCUGAAGACCCCUCUUUGAUCAAAGACCCCUUGCUUUGUGGGGCCCCAGGAGAGGCCCUGGAAGACCCUGCCCCCCCAGGACAGAAUCCACCCCGAGCCCCUCAGUGGCCCCUAGAGUACCCCUUUUCCUGAGUGCCCCCCAUUCCUGAGAGGAAUCUGGCCUCUGCCCCAGCAAGGCUUCCUUCCCCACCAAGGCCAUAACCCCUGCUCCCGGGCUCGGGGGACAUCCCCACGGCCCCCCGGGUCAGCGGCUUCAGCCCCCCUCCUCUGUUCUGUCUGUGUUUUGGGGGGAGGGGGGCCACCUGCCUUACCUAUUCUGAGUUGCCUUUAGAGACGCAUUUUUCUAGGACUCUGUGCAACUGUCGUCAUGGUCCUGUGGGCUGACCGCUUUGUACAUGAGAAUAAAUGUAUUUCUUUCUACCA